AUGCUUCGUGUUAAACUUGACGCAUCUGUCAAAGAUCAAAAAUAUGUGGCAUUAAAGUCGGUUUCAGUCGACUCGAAAAUUCGUUCAUUUUGUGCUGAUGUAAGUAUUACUCAACUAUUUCGAAAUGAUGAAAAACAGCCGAUCGAAGCUGUAUACUGUUUUCCAAUCGAAGAAAACGCUGCUAUCUACUCAUUUGUGGCAAAAGUCGAUGAUCUAGAAAUUCGCGCUCGGUUGAAAGAAAAAGUUCAAGCACAGCAAGAGUACUCGCAAGCCUUGCAGCAAGGGCAUGGCGCUUAUCUCCUCGAACAAGACCAAAACUCACAAGACAUGUUCAUUAUUAAUGUGGGAGCUCUUCUUCCAGAGAAAGAAUGUCAGAUACAGAUCAGAUAUGUGUCCGAGUUAGAUCUCUUUAGCGGAAAUAAAAUUCGUUUCGUUGUGCCGACGACAAUUGCACCACGAUUCAAUCCGUCAGUCGGUGGUAUUUCAUCUCCUGCAGGUACACAAACAAAAUACGUUCAAUCAACGCCGUACACAAUCGAUUUCCGGUGUCAAGUCGAUAAACUCAAUGAACAAAUAACGAGUAUUUCAUCGCCUUCACAUCCAGUUACAGUUAAAUUGCACCAAAGCAAUUAUGAAAUUACAUUUGGUCAAAAGAAUACGUUCAUGGAUCGAGACAUCAUUGUAGACAUUGAACUCUCAACUCGAACAAAUACAAUUUUAGCUGUUGAGAAGAGCAGCGAACACCAAAUAGCCUUAAUGGCAUCAUUCACACCCACAAAGCAAGAUUGUAAAAGAGCGUUAAAUGUUGGGAAGGAAAACAGCGAUGUGAAUAAUGAAUUUAUUUUUAUUGUCGACUGUAGCGGGUCGAUGAGCGACCAAAACAAAAUCGGUCUCGCCCGUGAAGCCAUGAUCUUGUUUCUCAAGAGUUUACCGGUUAACUGUCGAUUCAACAUUAUCCGAUUCGGAUCCGAUUAUAAAACAUUGUUCAACAAUGUUACUGACAUUUAUAAUGAACAGAACGCACGACAAGCCGAACAACUUAUUUCACAAAUGUUGGCUGAUUUGGGUGGAACUGAACUGUUGAGACCGCUGCAAUGGUUGGAAAAACAAGUACCCGUCGCUGGUCAUUCACGACAGAUAUUGCUGCUGACUGAUGGAGAAAUAUCGAAUGUUAUCGAAGUAAUGGAUUUGUGUCGAUCAAUGUCAACAUCAACAAGAAUCUUUUCAUUUGGCCUUGGUCAUUCACCGAGUCGAUCGUUGAUUAAAGGUCUCGCUCGUUCGACAAACGGUCGGUUCACGUUCAUUUCCCCAGGAACAAGUGUCGACGUUCACGUUGCUGAACAACUUCAGAAAGUUCUUGAACCUUGCAUUACUAAUGUCAAAGUCAAAUGGAAUAUUCCAUCAUUAUCGUCCAAUCCUCAAUCUGUUCCAACAGUUGCUCCACCUGUUUAUGCUAAUGACCGUCUUCUCUUCUAUGCCCUAGUCGAGAGCGACACAUUUGAUCAUUCAACAACUGUCGAACUGUGGAACCACGAAGAAACGGUUCGUCUCGGCUUAGCUAGAAUUGAUCAUGUGCCUGAGAAUACUGGUAGUAAUGACCAAUUAAUAACACAUCUAGCAGCUAAGGCUCUUAUUCAAGAAAUAACACAUUCAAAACAAGCUCUGUCUACAGGAUCUCAACAAAAAAGAUUUCGAAAGAUAGCAAAUCAACAACAGCCGAAAGAGGAUGAUAAUAAAAAACGCGCAAUCGAAAUUUCGUUGAAAUAUAAUAUUCUCUGCCCGCACACAGCCUUUAUCGGCGUUGAAACACGUACAGAUCCAUCAUCCAGAAAUCUGAACGCGAACAUGGUGUUAAGGGAAAUUCCAAUUGAAAUAUCAGCGGAUGACAAAGCAGUUACUGGAUUACAUUACCAGUAUCCACAGUUCUUGCAACCUUAUUACCUUCCAAAUCAAAAUCUAGUAUUAGCGACACCGAAUGGAAAAAGCAGUUGCUUUUCAUUUGCUACAUCAGUACCACCACCACCACCACCAUCAUUGUUUUCAUUUAAUUCAUCUUACCGUUCUCCACCGCAUUACCAGCAGGCUUUUUGUCAAACAGUUAAUACAUCUAAUAACUGUCAGCGGAACAAUUUUAGUGCCUGUCAGUCACAGAACGAAGCAUAUUCGCCAAGUGUACUUCAUCUACCAAUGCAGAAUGGCCGCUGUGUGUUUCCUAAUUUUGCACCAACAACAGCAUCCAGCUCAAGCCUGCCUGGUUCUUUGGCCUCUUCUGCAACUAUUUCCGUACCUUCAGAGAAUGCAUUAUUCUCUUUUCCAGCUACAAAUACUGUGGACACAGGACCUUCGUUAUCGUCCCUGAUGACAGAACAGAAAAUGUGGCCAUUAAAUGAUCAGGAUAUCGUUCGGCACUUGAUUAACUUGCAAAAAUUUGAUGGACUUUGGAAUUUGAGCGGCGAUGAUAUUCAGAAUCUUUGUCAGAAGCCAUUAACAUCAUUUCAUUCUAAUCUGAGUAACGAUUCGACUAUCUUAACGUCUACUAUUGCCAUUGUCGUUUUGGAAACCAAAUUCAAUUCCUUCAGGACAAUGUGGUCAUUUAUAGUUAACAAAGGAAAGAAACGUUUAAUGGAACUGCUUGGUGAUACUGGAAAACUUGAACAACUAAUAAAUGACAUCAAAAAUCAACUCUGA
Molecule: messenger RNA, 2688 nt
Organism: Didymodactylos carnosus
Lineage: Eukaryota; Metazoa; Rotifera; Eurotatoria; Philodinida; Philodinidae
Source: the annotation of a GenBank genome assembly